Messenger RNA from Arabidopsis lyrata subsp. lyrata, 1076 nucleotides. RefSeq names its product eukaryotic translation initiation factor 2 subunit alpha. The record is from RefSeq and is a predicted model, not a curated record. Gene Ontology annotation, cellular component: multi-eIF complex; eukaryotic 48S preinitiation complex; eukaryotic translation initiation factor 2 complex. Gene Ontology annotation, molecular function: RNA binding; translation initiation factor activity; ribosome binding. The coding region runs from base 536 to 1000 and encodes 154 amino acids. Lineage: Eukaryota; Viridiplantae; Streptophyta; Magnoliopsida; Brassicales; Brassicaceae. The transcript is spliced from 2 exons.
GAAGAAGAAAAAUAACAUAAAAGAGGAGCUAGCAACAUGUAUACUAUUUCACUUUUUUUAGAGUUUCUAAGCCAAUCAGAAGGCUCUAUUUCAGACCCACUCGCACAAAGUGCGCGUUGCGCGAGUGAGAGCAAUUCCUGAAGGGGGUUUACCUUUCGAAAUCAUGCCUAUUUCUAUCGACGCACUUCUCUCCAAAUUUUCCAUCGCGUGACUCUUUGUAAUUCUAAUAAUGUAAACCGAACCGAAAUCAAUUGUAAUUUAAAACCAUAUUAACCGAACCGAAAUCAAUUGUAAUUUCUUGUAGAUUAACCGGUGUCGUUGGCAAGCUACGUAGUCGUAUUAGAGUGGGCCGUGAGAAUGUGAGUGACUCGGCGAGAUUGAAGAUUAUACGACGGCGACUAUCUAUAACGACAGAAUCGUCCCAAUUUUGAAAACCCUAAAACUCAAUCUUUCGACUCUCUGCUAAGAUAGAAACUCAAUCUUGCUUUCUCUGUAAUUCGUAGCUUCCUAAGGUUUUCUCAAGAAUCUCAUAACCAUGGCGAAUCCCGCACCGAAUCUGGAAUGUCGUAUGUACGAAUCCAAAUACCCUGAUGUAGACAUGGCGGUGAUGAUCCAGGUGAAGAACAUCGCUGACAUGGGAGCUUACGUCUCUCUACUUGAGUACAACGACAUUGAAGGAAUGAUCCUAUUCUCUGAGCUCUCUCGCCGUCGGAUUCGUAGUAUCAGUAGCUUAAUCAAGGUCGGUCGGAUCGAGCCUGUAAUGGUCCUUCGUGUCGAUAGAGAGAGAGGUUACAUUGAUCUUAGUAAGCGUAGGGUUAGUGAUGAGGACAAAGGGGCUUGUGAGGAGAGGUUUAAUAAGAGCAAGCUUGUUCACUCUAUCAUGCGUCAUGUUGCUGAGACUGUUGGUGUCGAUUUGGAGGAGCUAUACGUACACAUCGGUUCAAUGAAUCAAGCCAAGAAAAUUCCUGAAGAUUUCUACUUCCAUGGUUCCAAAUUUUAAAAAAUCCACAUCCAGAACUAUAGAUUAGAUAAGAACAAAUACGGAAGAUGUAUUAAGGUGUAUACAGAUUUUAACA